This is a messenger RNA of Culex quinquefasciatus (southern house mosquito), 860 nucleotides long. RefSeq lists its product as uncharacterized. The transcript has 2 exons. The coding region runs from base 301 to 726 and encodes 141 amino acids. NCBI's taxonomy places the organism in Eukaryota, Metazoa, Arthropoda, Insecta, Diptera, Culicidae. The record is from RefSeq and is a predicted model, not a curated record.
UCCUAUCAUAAUCUACCAGAGUCUCGUGGAUGCAACUACGCUCUCCCAAACUGGCAAAUACUUGUAUUGGUGUGGAGAAGAAUUCUUCGUUCGCCGAACAUUCACAGUGCAAACGCCGUCUGAAACAGCGGAUUUAUUUUUAUCCUGAACAAUACUACAGCAGAGCAGGCUCAGCCAAGUUAAGCCGGUUCCCCAACGCGUUGCGGCGUUAGUUCGAUCUGAGCAGUGAAAGUGAACGGUUGAAAAAAAAACAGUACCAAUUUUGAACUUAUUUCAGAUACUCAAAAAUAGCAACAAAAAAUGGCUCUCGUUGAAGGCACCACCAAGACUGAAAUGACCCUCACCGAGUCACAAACUCCCGUGAUUUCGAAGGAAGUAAUUGUCGAAAAAUCAUCUGCCGGCGUUUCCGAAAAAAGCGUUACGCAGUCCAAAAGCUUCGGCGCUAGCAGCGAAAAGGAAAUCCUGGAGGAAAGUGCCAACGCCAUCUCUAAGACUGUGGAGAAAUCAGAGUCAUCGUUUGCUUCCGAACGGAGUGUGUCUGAAAAAGUUUCGGAUACUGGAUCUCUUGCCUCAUCACUGCUCUCUUCUUCGUCCGUGAUAAGCUCCGUUUCAAGCAGCAAAGUGGUAUCCUCGUCAUUCAGCUCUUCCAGUUCAUCGUCCAUGUCCAGUAUCAAAUCAUCUUCGUUCGACUCCAGCACAGCUAUCGACGAUUUCUUUAAAAAUUAGAUACUUUCAAAACAUUACAACUUCUACUUUCGAAUAACUACCUUUGAAAAAGAAAUUGAUUAAAAUUUUCAUAUCCGUACGUUUGUAAUAAUUUAAAAAGCCCAAUAAAACAAGCAGAAGGCAGUAAAAUUUAA